AUGGUGGAGGAGAUACUAGAAAUGAAAGCAGAGCUGCAUCGCUAUAGAUACGGGCAGAGUAUCUUACUGUACGAAAGACAUGAAGAGUUGAGCACCGGCUUCUCCCACGUGAUGAGUAAUAAUACCGAAACAUCAGCUCCAUCUGGUGCCACUUUCCCAGGACUGGCUCGGUUUGCCGGAAGCGCCGUCACCCGCGAUCAUACGACGCCCACCACCGAAUCUUGGCCGAGGAUCACCGCCCGCCUUUCGCCUUCAGGCAGCGCAAUUGGAGAUGGAGCUCAGUUCAGUUCAAUUCACUUUGUCCACAGUCCAUGCCUCGCCUUUCCUUUCUCGGUCGCUUGUGAUUUGGACUGGCUGGCCACCUACUCUCCCUCGGACCCUUUCUCCCUCUGCUACAUCAUCAUCUUUGAAUCAUUUGCCGUCGUGGGACAGCAUUGA
Aspergillus costaricaensis CBS 115574 is the source of this 438-nucleotide messenger RNA. RefSeq lists its product as uncharacterized. The record is from RefSeq and is a predicted model, not a curated record. The coding region runs from base 1 to 438 and encodes 145 amino acids. The transcript is spliced from 4 exons. NCBI's taxonomy places the organism in Eukaryota, Fungi, Ascomycota, Eurotiomycetes, Eurotiales, Aspergillaceae.